AUGGUUGAAUCCUUCUUGAGUAAGAAACUUGAAGCUUUUCCUGUUUCAUCACGCCUGUGUCUUUUUAGUGGCUUGAUGGCCGUCCUUUCACCUGAAGAUUGGGUUGCCAUUCAAGAAGAAAAAUAUUUUGCAGCAGAACUUGUAGAAGAAAUCUUUACCAUUUCUAAAUGUGUUGAAGAAUCGGAAUUGAUGUUGCUAUGUGCUAGAAAUCUGAUUCAGUGGACCAAUGCCAUGAGAAACAUUACUAGCUUAGACGCAAAAGAAACGAAUAUCUCUGUAACUAAGAGUUUUAAAAACAUGUUUUCAGAGGAAGGAACUGUGAUCAAACAAAUGUUUGAUUAUGUAAUUCAAUACAGAGAACAUUUCAUUGAUACAUUUCGCCACGUUUGUAAAGAUCUUUUCAAAAGCGUUAUAAAGCUUCACCUUAGUUCAUCUGAUAUGAGUGCUCAACAAAGUCGUUUGCUAAAAAAUAUGGCAUUUUACCUUUUGAAUGAUCUACCUUAUCAUAGUAGUGGGAAAUAUGGUCUUCUCAGCUGUAUUGUUGAAGUUAUUGGAACAAAUACUCUUCUGCAGUGGCACCCAUCAUUCCCAGAAGAAUUAUUCAAUGCAUUAGAAGACAUUAACCUUGUCUCACAUGUUUCAGAUUUGUGCCACACAUUGUUUAACCACUUUUCAGGAAAUGAUGAUGAGUUCGUUGAAGUAUGGUUGAAGCCACUUUUGGAAAUUCUUAGCCAUAAUUGUAAACAAAAGAUCAGUGUCAUUAAUGAAUAUAUACUGCCUAAAUUACUGAUAUCUAAGCCUUUUUGUCUGCCCCUGCUGUUAUCAAAAUUAUCUCAAACUUGGGAAGAAAAUGGUGGAAACUCUUUUUGUGCAUUAAUUACAUGCAUCAAGUUUCACCAGAAAAUGUUUAAUAACAAGGUAGAUGGUGUCUCUCACUCAAGUUUGAAAAAAGCUUUGUGUCAUGCUGAUGAACAGAUUAGACUUUCUGCUUUUGCUCUACUUUGCGAAGAUACGAAAACGUCAAGUGUUGUGCAAUUGGAAACUCUUGAAUUGAUUAAGUACGGAUUACCAUGGAAUAUCACCAGUCAGUCUCCUUCAUUUCGUCAGCAACUUAUUUCAUUCAUCAAAAAGAACUUUCUGAUAUGGAUGAAAGAAUAUCUUCUUGAUUGUUUACAUCCAGGUGCAAAUUUUCCUAGGCGUGUAACUGCUUUGAACCUGCUUUUUCUUUAUCAUACCUCAUUUUCUGAUGUACUGCCAGUGAGUAAGUGUUGGAAAGCUGCUCAAACUAUGAUUUAUGCUUUGCAAGAUACUUAUGAAAAUAACAAGUUACUAGCUUUUGAAAUGCUGUCAUCAAAGCUAAAUACAUCUGUUGAGUUAGAAACUGAAAAAAUUCUUCACACAGCUUUCAUGCUUGCUUCUAGUACAAAACCACCUGAUACUGUGACAGCAUCCUAUUUAUUUGCUUUUCUUGUGCAAUGCAGUAACUUUCAAAUCAUUGCUUUGGAGUACUUGAAACAAUCUAAUGAACAGGAAUUUGUGGACAUUGAAACACAUUUUUCUGAAAUAACCCAUUCUAAUUCAUUUAUUGCAUGCUUGAUGUUGCUGAUUGAGCUAAAAAGGCAGAUAAAUUUGGCCAAAAUUAGUCUUUUGGAUGCGGCUGCCCAUGGACCUUUGUAUGGUGUACUAGCUUGCAUUAGAAGCAUUUUACAUUAUGUAGACUUCAGUUCUAUUGACAACGCUUACUCAUGUACCCAAUGGCACACUUUGAUUCGCCAACUGAUUUUGACUAGCUUUCACAUAGCUGAUAUUGUUGAACCAGUUGUUUGUAAUUCUUCUCCUGAAGGACACUUGCCAAUGGACACGGAUCCAGUAAAUAUUUCUCAACUGCAAAUUGCUGUGCGUAAAGCUAUUGGAAAUCGUUUUCAGUCAGCUAUUGUCAGCGAUGAGUCAUCUACAAGGAAGGAUGCUAUCCAAUUAGACAUUAUCAAGACUCGUGCAGUAACAGCUCAGAUGCUGCUUUUGUGUUGUUGGAGAGCACAUAAAGAAGUAUCCCUUUUAUUUGGUGAAAUUUGUGAAAGAAUUCCUAUUAAUAUUGAGGAUGAACAAUCUAGCAUUCUAAAUACUACUCAGGUCACAGAUAUUGGACACUAUUUUACAAAGCAAAUGAGUUUGGUAAAACAUAAAGGUGCAUUUGAACAAGCAUACAUUGGCUUUAGCAAACUAUGCAAAACUCUUUGGAGGAGUAAUAUCAGUGAACUUAAUAAACUCCCAAAAAUAUGGAUAAAUGAUAUUCUGUUAGUUAUUGAGGACAAAGAAAAAUCCAUGCAGUUAUGUCCAACUAGAAGAAGUGCAGGGCUUCCUUUCAUUGUUCAGGCAGUUGUAACAUCUGAAAUUGAAAUAAUAAAUUCUUCUUUCUUCAAAGAAACAAUGUCCAAAUUUUUGAACAUUGCUAAAUAUUCUGAGAAGACAAAUCCUGAUGCCCAAGUACAUGCAUUAAAUAUUCUUCGAACAUUGUUUCGUGAUGCAAGUUUAGGUGAAGCUGUGAUGCCAUUUGUUUCUGAAGGGUUAAAAAUUUCUAUUUUAGGUUUUAAAUCACAUUUGUGGAGUGUCCGAAAUUCAUCAACUUUGCUGUUCAGUGCACUCACAACAAGGAUUUUUGGUGUAAAUAGAUCACAAGAUGAGCUUGGAAAGAAGAACAGGCUAACUGGAAAGUCCUUUUUUUCCAGCUACAAAGAUCUGUAUGACUUCCUUCAUGAUGAACUUAAUCAUUGCGUUUCAUCUGUACGUCAAAGACAAGAUAAGAGGUAUGCAUUACCAUCUAUUGAACCUAGUUUGUACCCUAUCUUGUUGAUCCUUGGAAGACUUUAUCCUGCGCCUGGAGAAAAAGACCACAAACUAGUAUCUUUUAUCAAAUUCUUACACAUCUUUGCUGAAAGCUCUAUUUGGAAAACCCGAGUAUUAGUAUCCAAAGCUUUAAUAUCUCUUACAAGUGUGGAAAAUUUACCAGUCACUCUGGAAUUUCUUUUAGAGUCUCUGCAUUGCAAUAGAGAAGGUAUCUUGUGCCAAAAUCAUGUUCAUGGUUGUUUACUACAGAUUUUAAAUAUUUUGAAAGAAUGCCCUGUUUUGCCUGCAUUUCAAGUGGAUUGUAUCAAAAACAAGUUGAAGAAUUGGAUAAAGCAGAACUUUGAACAGUUUAUUAUGUUGAAUAACUGCUUUGCAACUAAGGCUGUGUUUCUUGAAAUUUUACUACAUUCAAUGUCCCUGGAUAUUUAUGUUGACCUGGAUGUCACCUUGCAGCUGUUAAACUCCAUUUUGGAAGAUGCAUCAAGAAUAACUCAGGAUCCAGACAAAGAUCAUUACUUGUUUCAUGGAGUUGUUUUUUCCUUGCUGAGCUUGUUGAAUUAUGAAACUCUACAAAUAAAGUCAGAAGCUUAUUUUUCUUUCAAUGAACUAGUUUUGAAAUUUCUUAGCAACAACCAUAAAAUAGUACAAAGCACAACCUUAGAGUUUUUAAAACUGCUUUUUGAAAACGGUCUUGAGAGCCAUCUGUGCUCUGAAGAGAAAUCUGUAGAUCCAGUUUAUUUGAAAAAUGUGGAAGACAUACUUUUAAAUGUACUGAAGAGAAUUGAAUCACCUGCUGCAGUUUAUAAGAGAAAUUCACUGCUAGUUACAGAGGUUCUGACACUCUUGAAAACAGAGAAAAUUGGUUCAUCUUGUUUUUCCAAAGCAUAUGAAGUUUUGUGUUUGAUGCCUGAUGCAAUGGUUGUGGAAUGGGAGUUUAUUGACUCAACGUAUAACUUUGAUAUGCUGAAAAAAAUGGAAUUCGUUUUGAGGCAACUGGAACAAUGUAAUAGAGAGGAUAUUUGCUGCUCAUUAUUGCUGUUUUCUUCUCAGAUAGCAGUCAAAAUUUAUUAUUCUUUAAAAUCUUUCGAACAAAAGGGCUCUAAUUGUUGCAUGAAUGACAAAGAGGACAGUUUAAAAGUUUUUGGAAAAUGGCUUCAAAUAGUCGAAGAAUAUUCACAACCAGAAAGCAGUUAUUUGCAAAGAAGAACAGUUGUUACAAUUCUAAAACAAAUAUCAGAAGCAUUUGUGUUUAACAAUGUUGUUAUCAUAGGUAGGACGUUAUCACUAUGGAAAAUUUUGCUAAACCUACUUAUUGAUGAUGAACCUGAAAUUAAAGUGCUGGCAUCAGAAAUAGUGAUUUUGCUCAAAUGUUUCUAUGAACCAAAUUUGAAACAUCUGCCAGUUGCUCCAACUGUAGCAUUAGAUUUUUUCCUUGAAAUUUUUCUCAAAAUAAAUUGUUCUUAUCCUGCUGAGUGCAUAAGUGCUUUGAUAAAUUGGAUGCUUAUCUGCAAUAGUGAAAAUUUUGAUGAUUUGGCAGAUGAGCGACCAUUUGACAAAGGCGAAAUGAAUGUAUUUGCUGAGGAUAUUGCAGUUACAUUUCUCAUUUCAAAGCACUUGUCAAACUAUUUACAAGAGCAAAAAUCAAAAUUAAAUGAAUUUCUCUUUAGUAUAAAUAAAAAUAACUGUGAUACGUUAAAACAGAGUCCCAAGUUGAAGACUAUGAAUGUUGGUGAAGUUAUUUAUUCAUGUCUUAUUGGAUGCAAUGAAAUAUUUGAUGGUAUAUUAGAGCGUAGGACGUUACUACCAUAUCUUGAUAGAUUUUUUGAUGAAGAGUUGCUAAAAAUCAGGCAAAAGCUUUCUGUGAUUAUAGUUUUAUUGCCUUACUGUAAUAAAGAAGAAGAGUUCAAGUCACAAGUGGAAUUAUUGGUUGAAAAGAUUGGAAAUUUUAACUAUAGGACCGUUUUUGUAAAACACAUUUUAUCAGAACUCAAGACGUGUUUAGACAAAAUGUAAAAAAAAGAAAGUA
Uloborus diversus is the source of this 4870-nucleotide messenger RNA. Its product is annotated as thyroid adenoma-associated protein homolog. Gene Ontology annotation, cellular component: cytosol. The transcript is spliced from 31 exons. Gene Ontology annotation, biological process: tRNA methylation. The record is from RefSeq and is a predicted model, not a curated record. Bases 1 to 4857 code for a protein of 1618 amino acids. NCBI's taxonomy places the organism in Eukaryota, Metazoa, Arthropoda, Arachnida, Araneae, Uloboridae.